UCCAGCUGGUGAACAACAUUAACAGCAGUGUGUGUGCUUGUAUGUGUGUGUGUGUUUUGUAUGUGUGUGUGUGUCAGCGCGCGAGCAUCGUCCUUUAUUAUAAACGUGGAUGUGUCAGUUGUCGGAUGUGUUUGUAGUGCCACUGCUGUGCUGACCCUCAGCUGGAAACAGCUGGAUCGAGAAGCGGAGAGGAGCUCGAGAAGCGGAGCUACACGGCCAUGACGGAUCUCUGAGGCGCGAGAUGGACGAGGAGAGACGAGUUUAGAGCGGAGAGAAGAGGUGGAGGCCCUGAAGACUGAGACUCUGAGAGAGAGAGAAGAAAAUACCGAAUUAAAACAGAAGCCAACCAAAAGCGGUCAAGACGGACGGGGCGGCGGAGCAUCGGGGCAAGAAGCGGGGCAACAUGCGCGAGAGGGACUUCGCGCCGGGCGCUGACCGGGGCAAGCCGGCCACCUACACGGGGGACAAGAAAGCCAAGAUGGCCGCGAAGACCAACAAGAAGUGGGUGAGGCUGGCCACCGUCUUCGCCUACGUGCUCUCCGUGUCGCUGGCCGCCAUCAUCCUGGCCGUGUAUUACAGCCUCAUCUGGAAGCCCACGGCCGCCUCAACCUCGCCGUCGUCGGGCGCGAAGCCGGGCACCUCCGCUCCGCCUAACGCCACUACGGACGCGGACAUGGGCAGCGGCAACGGCAACAACACGAGCCCCUGGGCGCCCUUGGGCAACAGCACAAGCGCGAACGACGACGGAAACGGGAGCGGGAACCUGAACGCGACCGGCUCGGAUGCUGCGCGAGCCCGCGAGCGCUGGAGCGCGCGCUCGACGCUCGUUCACGGUGCCACAAACAGCAGCAGCAGCAGGAGCGGAGGCUCGCAGGACGGAGCAGCGCUCGAGAAUAGAGAAGAGGAGUGACAGAGAGUGGGUGUAGAAAGGAACAGGAGCGCGAGGAGGAGGAAAAAGGAGGUGCAUGAGGAGCAGACGCUCUAGGCUGUGGUGCAUUGGACACCGAUGGACGCCAUUGGAUCCCAGUGGGCAACUAAGGACACCUUUGGAUCUUAGUGGACACUUUUGGACACCACUGGACAUAAGUUGGACACCAAUAGGCAUCAUUAGAUCUUAAUGGACAUUACUGGACACCAGUGGGCACCUUAUGAUCUGAGUGGAUGCAAUUGGACACCAACUGUGCGCCUUUGGCCACCUUUGAAAGCAGUGGACGGAAAUAGGGCCCCAGUGGACAACACAGCAAAUCCUUGGAUAGUGUCUGCCUCUUCCUCUGUUUGUACCAUAAAACGCUCAAGAAUGUAACCUCUCAUUUACUGGGUUUGCCUUAAGACUCAGACCUGCAAUGGAAGCGCCUGUAAGGGCACACGGGCCUGUCUGAAGCAUUAAACUGUCCAGUUUCGUCAGUGUGCUUGCAUAUCCUUAAAGAGCAUUAGCUAACCGCCUGCUUCUAAUAUGAACUGCAGGUUGAACUACUGUUUUUUUUUCCUUUAGGACACGGAUGUUUUUUUUUUUUCUGGGUGGUAAAAUAUGAAAGGAAGAGGGUUUGUGUCCCUAUAGCCGUACUAAUUAAUCAGGAGGCCUAUAUCAGAGGAGCCUGUGUUCAGUUCCGCUCAGGUAUGUGCAGAUAUUCAUGCCAAUGUAAAAGCAGAUGUGUAUUUGCUCAUGUACAUAUAUUAUAUAUAUAUAUAAAUAUAUAGGGCACAUGCUCUGAACUUGCAUAGAUACAAGAAUUUUUACAAGAAUAAUGUAAAAUGAGUACAUAUAUAUAUAUAUAUAAUCACCACAAAGGCUAAUAAAUGCCCUUGUAAGAAAAUAAAACACAUGACUUCCAUAUUUUGUGAGAAAGGACUUUAUUUACAAGUAUUACAAGUGCAUUUGUUUGACUUCCAUAUUAAGAAAUGCUCCAACCUGAACUUAGAGAGCCAAAGCAAGGUCACCUGAAGGGAAAGGGUCUUUGAACGUGAAGCUGUAGAUGAGUGAAAAGUCUACUGGAUAAAAACACAGUGGGCAGAUAUUUACGAUGAGAAAAAGUGAACAUUUUUGGGUUAUGUAAUGUUAUAUAAUAAGUGUGGGGCACCGCAUUUGAAGAUCAUUUUGUCCAGCUCAGCCUGGCCUUGUGAAGGGUUAAGACAGGCUUCAGAUAUUAUCACUAAAGUCUAUAUAAAUGACCCAACCUAAGACAGGCUGCCUCCUCUGUGUCUAAGUGUCUAUAAAUGAUGAAAGGCGUUUGCCUGAGACUUUUAAUUCACAUGAAUUACACAGAAUGUCUAAAUUUGGGCGUUCAAGAUAGAUUCCUUUUCUUAAGCAGUGUUAUUACUGGACCUUUCUUGGUCAUCCCCCUCAGAUCUGUAGGCCUGUACCUCCCUGUGUGCGUGGUAAUGGAGCGCAGUGUUUAUGGGCCUCUAUCAGGACGCAGUGUUGAGAGCUCGUUCAUCUUCUGAGUCAUUUCUAGUCAUUUCUCUCUCUCUCUCUUUCUCUCUCUCACUCUCUCUAGCGCUUGGAGGGUUAUCGAUUGAGUACUGUGAAGUUAAACACAGGAACAGAGAAGUGCAUUACACAAUCCAGCUACUGCUCUAUUUACAGCUCUCUUCAUCAUACGCUCUGAUAUACACAGGAGAGAGAGAGAGAAACAGAUAGAGAGGGAGAGAAGGAGAAAAGAGAGAGAGAGAGAAAGAGAAACAUUACCAGAGGGAAAGAAACAGAGA
Messenger RNA from Colossoma macropomum (tambaqui), 2706 nucleotides. RefSeq names its product putative transmembrane protein INAFM2. The record is from RefSeq and is a predicted model, not a curated record. Lineage: Eukaryota; Metazoa; Chordata; Actinopteri; Characiformes; Serrasalmidae. The transcript has a single exon. The coding region runs from base 404 to 910 and encodes 168 amino acids.